Messenger RNA from Clonostachys rhizophaga, 32643 nucleotides. The record is from the annotation of a GenBank genome assembly. NCBI's taxonomy places the organism in Eukaryota, Fungi, Ascomycota, Sordariomycetes, Hypocreales, Bionectriaceae.
AUGACUGGCCAACUGGGGAAUGCCCCACGGGAUCUGAGUAACGGCGACAAGAUGCGGAAGGCUUCGCAAAAUGAUGUUCAAGUCAGCGAGCAGGACCUCAGCCGCAUCUGGCAGUGGAAUGCGAUCGUGCCAGAGCGUGUCGAUGCUUGCGUUCACGACCUGAUAUCUCAGUCGGUACAUCGGCAGCCGGAAGCUCCAGCCGUUUGCUCUUGGGAUGGAAGCCUCACCUAUAGAGAGCUGGAUGACCUUUCAAGCCAGUUGGCUUAUCAUCUUGUUGACCUCGGAGUUGGGCCUAAUAUGUUCGUGCCGCUGUGCUUCGAGAAGUCCGUGUGGACUGCCGUGGCUAUGCUCGCGGUGAUGAAGGCCGGCGGCGCUUCUGUAGGCAUGGACAUCACUCAGCCCGAGGAACGCUUACGCACAAUCGUGAGCCAGGCCAACCCAAAUGUGAUCUUAGCAUCAGAAACGCACCAGGUCCUCGCUCAAAGGCUGGCUAAAUGCACGGUGGUUGUCGUUAGCGAAAGACAUCUAAAGCAAUCACACGCAUCAUCCGUUCUCGAGCUACCGAAAAUUUCCCCAUCCAGUGCAUUGUAUCUCGUGUAUACCUCCGGCAGCACUGGCACCCCCAAAGGAGUCAUUGUCACACAUAGUAACUUUAGUAGUGCCAUUAUGCAUCAGAGAGACGCGCUUGGGUUUACCGCCGACUCUAGAGUAUUUGAUUUUGCCUCAUAUGCAUUUGAUAUGGCAUGGUUUAACUUCAUCUACACAUUAUCAGUGGGGGGCUGCUUAUGUGUAGCAUCAGAAGAUGAAAGGAAGAAUGACGUUGCCGGUUGUAUUCAGCGAUAUCGAAUAUCAUAUGCAUUUUUCACCCCAACACUGGCACGUGUGCUCGGAAGAACAGUCCUCUCAAGGCUCUCGGUACUUGUCUUCGCUGGCGAACCCGUGCUACCAUCAGAUACCACUCUUUGCGGACCCAAAGGGCGCACUAUAAUCUCAUACGGACCUGCAGAGUGCACGCCAGGCUCAACAGUUGCCGAAAUUACAACCAUUCCAGCAGGACCUGUUGUUGGAAAAGGAUACGGUGUGGUGACUUGGGUGGUAGAUCCAGUUCGUCCAGACAGACUGGCUCCUAUUGGCGAAGUCGGUGAGCUGUGGCUGGAAGGACCUCUACUCGGUGGUGGGUAUCUGGACGAUCCAGAGAGAACGGCAGCGGCAUUUACAAAAGAUGCCCCCUGGCUCACGGAGGGCGGACCAGCCUGUAGUGGAAGACGAGGCCGCCUCUAUAAGACGGGUGACCUGGUACGAUACGAGGCAGAUGGGUCAUUAGCCUUUGUUGGGCGUAAGGAUACACAAGUGAAGAUUCGGGGCCAGCGCGUGGAACUAGGCGAGGUGGAACAUCACGUUCAGGAACUUCUGAAACGGAACGAUAUCGACGGCGAUGUUGACAAAACCACCCUGACGCGGGUAGUCGCUGAGGUGAUUGUACCCAAAGGCGGUAAUACUCCCACACUAGUCACAUUUAUCUCUCUUGAUACCGGUUUCCCUGAUGACGAGGCGCGGAAUCGCACUAUACAGAAAAUGACGGCUGGCAUAGACAAACGUCUGGCCAGCAAGGUUCCAGUGUACAUGAUCCCGACAUCAUACAUCCCAAUUGACGCCCUGCCAAUGACAGCAACUGGAAAGACAGACCGCCGUAAGCUACGAGAGCUCGGCAGCUUGUUAACUCAGCGGCAACUAGACAGUUUGACUCAGCCCAGUUAUCCUUCACGGCCUGUUAGCACCGAGAUGGAAAAGAACUUGCAGGCCCUUUGGGCGUUGGUUUUAGAUAUCGAAGCAACCAGCAUCAGCGCAGAUGAUAGCUUCCUCCGACUUGGCGGCGAUUCGGUUCGAGCAAUGCAGCUCGUCGGUAUUGCUCGCGAGCAUGGUCUAUCCUUCUCCGUUGCGGAUCUAUUCAAUCACCCGAGACUCGAGUCACUGGCCAGCAUCACUAAGACAAGGGCGAUAACGCACAACGAGACUAUCCCGGCCUUCUCUCUUUUGAACUCGCACCAACCCGUGAAAGAUAUGCAGGCACAGGCUGCUGCAAUGUGCGGCGUGAGCGUCUCCGAUAUCCAUGAUAUUUUCCUUUGUACGCCGCUCCAAGAAGGGUUAAUGGCACUGACAGGAAGACGCAAGGGAGACUAUGUUGCAUCCAUUACGCUCGAAUUGGACGAGAUGACGGAUGCACAACGUCUGCGGAACGCUUGGGAGGAGGUUGCUACUGCGGCGCCUAUAUUACGAACGAGGAUCGUCGACAUACCUCAGCAAGGGCUUGUACAAGUGAUACUGAAUGAGAAUGUGGAAUGGGAGAUUGUGGAUGAGCUCGAGACUUACCUUGACGAUUCCCGGCGGAAAGAGAUGGGAUUGGGUACGCGGCUAAGUCGAUUCGGCGCUGUGUUUGAAGCCUCAAGCUCGAGCUCCCGGUAUCUGGUUUGGACUAUUCACCAUGCGUUGUACGAUGGGUGGUCCAUGCGGCUGAUUAUGAACGCCUUGAGAGACGCCUAUCAGAUGAAGCCGGUUCCAUAUCUCGAACCGUUCCAGACUUUUGUCAGACAUAUAGCCGACACUGAGGAAACAGCAGCAGCAUCGUUCUGGAGAAGCCAGUUGACAGGACUAGAGGCGGCCCAGUUUCCUGCUCUGCCUUUGGCAGGGUAUCACCCCCGGCCGACCAGCAAACUGACGUCUAUGAUUGAGAGUUUGGAAUGGGGAACCACUGAAAUCACUGGCUCAAAUCUCAUCCGAGCCGCGUGGUCGAUAUUGAUUUCAAACUACACCGGAUCCAGCGAUGUGAUAAUCGGGACGACCAUUGCUGGGCGUCAAAGCCCUAUUGCCGGGAUAGAAAGAAUCGCUGCUCCAACGAUUUCGACAGUGCCGGUACGAAUCCUUGCGAAUCCUCUAGAGACCGUGGAUGAAAUCAUCGCCAAGGUGCAGAAGCAGGCAGUGGACAUGAUCCCAUUCGAACAUACCGGCCUCCAGCGCAUUCGUCAAGCCAGUGCCGAAGCCCAGGAGGCAUGUCGUUUCCAGACGCUCAUUGUGGUGCAGCCACAUGAUGAAGACAGCGAGAGCAAUACAAUUUUCCGUCCCUCGUCAUCAAGUGAGGAUUCCAACAUUGAGUAUAACGCACUACUUUCGUAUGCGUUAGUGGUUGAGUGUCGCUUAGGAGCAAAAGGAAUGCGCCUGGACGCCAACUUUGACCAAAAUGUCAUCGAAAGUAAGAGAGUCUCCCUCUUAUUACAGCAGUUUCAGCACAUACUUCAGCAGAUCUGUGUACAAGAGAAUAGAGACAGAAGGCUUCAAGAUGUAGAAGUCACUAGCAGCCAAGACCUGCAAACGAUCUGGGAUUGGAACGACAAACCCUCAGAAAGUAUCAAGAGUUGUGCACACGACUUGUUUCUCCAGGUGGCUCGCCGUCAGCCAGAUGCAGAGGCUAUAUGUGCGUGGGAUGGCCGACUGACAUACGCCCAGCUUGAUAGCUAUUCAAACACUUUAGCUUCCUACCUCGUUAGUAUUGGGAUAGGGGCGAAUGUGAGAGUGCCGCUCUGCCUCGAAAAAUCUACAUGGACGCCGGUUGCUAUGCUGGCAGUAAUGAAAGCGGGUGGAGUAGCUGUAGGCAUGGAUAUUACACAACCAGAAGCACGCCUCAGCACUAUAGUGAAGCAAUCCAAGGCGAAACACAUUCUGUCAUCAACCAGCGCUGAGGCACUUGCAAAUCGCUUGGGAGAUUGCCUCGUCAUCACAGUAUGCCAGGAGACCUUGGGCAGUCUUCAAAGUCAACCGCCGACUCCCCUGCCCAUCAUCAAACCAUCAGACGCUCUCUGCACCCUCUUUACAUCAGGCAGUACGGGAACUCCGAAAGGGACGACUCUGACCCAUUCCAACUUCAGUACAGGAAUCGAACAACAGAUACGUGCUUUUGGUAUUCAGUCAUCCUCCCGAGUGUAUGACUUUGCUUCAUAUGCUUUUGAUUUCGCAUGGUCAAAUCUCCUGUUGCCUCUAUCCGUAGGAGGUUGCAUCUGUAUCCCAUCUGAAGAGCAACGAAAAAACGAGAUUACCGAAUCUAUUAACCAGCUUGGGGCAAACUUUGCUUUUUUUACACCAUCGGUUGCUAGGGUCCUUGACCCAAAAGCUCUCCCGGGUUUGAACACGCUUGUUGUCGGCGGUGAGGCAGUACAGAGGAACGAUUUCUAUGACUGGCCAAUGAGGAUCAAGCUGCUUAAUAUUUACGGUCCGUCCGAGUGCACCGUAAUGGCAACAUACACGGAUAUACGUCCUGGUCAGGAGAAUAAUGGCACCAUUGGCAAAGGAGCAGGUAGCACGACGUGGGUGGUACAGCCAUCCGGUCAAAAUCUAUCGCCAAUCGGUGCUGUGGGUGAGCUGUACCUUGAAGGCCCGCUAGUCGGUAUUGGGUAUCUUGACGAUGCGGAAAGGACAGCAAGUAGCUUUCUUGAGAACCCUCCUUGGCUUUGCCGUGGAGGGCCGGGCCAUUUAGGGAGACGUGGCCGAGUAUACCGCACGGGAGACUUGGUUCGGUACAACCCCGAUGGCUCGUUGAUGUUUGUUGGCCGGAGAGAUACACAAGUGAAGCUACGUGGACAAAGAAUAGAGCUCCAGGAGGUCGAGCAUCACGUACAGAGCUUGCUCGCCACUGAUAACAAGAACGGCAUCCAGAUCGUGGCCGAAAUUAUCGAACCGGAGGGAAGGGGAAACCCAACACUGGUCGCCUUUGUCCACUCGACGAUGAACCAUAGCCAUCUCGAAGCAGUUGGUAAAGAGGCUCACAGAAAUGCUGUGCGGAAGAUGACUGAUGGAAUCGAAGAUCGCCUGGGCGAAAAUGUCCCCGUCUAUAUGAUCCCAACAGCUUUUAUCCCCCUGCAGAGCAUCCCUAUGACAGCUAGUGGCAAGACUGACCGACGACGUCUGCGAGAGUUGGGUGCCUCGAUGUAUUCAGCUCAUCGUGUUCAAAGAACCAAAAAUGGAUAUCGCCCGCCCUCGAGCGAGUUGGAGAACAUUCUUCAAACAAUAUGGUCCGAGGUCCUGAAUAUACCGCUCGAAAGCAUAGCUAUUGAUACAGCAUUUACGCGACUCGGCGGCGAUUCCAUCUCUUCGAUGCAAGUCGUUUCGCGCUGCCGAGCCAAGAACAUAUCUAUUACGACCAGCGAUAUUCUUCGAUCAAAGACUAUUGAAAGGCUCGCUCUGUGGUGCAAAGAGGUAAAGCCGAAAUCGGUUAUUGCCGAAGAAUCUACAGAAGAGACACUAUGGCAUCUCUCGCCCGUCCAGCAAAUGUUCUUUGAGUUUCACCCUCAGGGUCUCGACCACUUCAAUCAAAGUUUCAUGCUGAAGCUCAAAGCUCCUGUAUCUGAUGACGUGCUGUCUGCAGCUAUACGUGCAACCGUGAGUCGUCAUCCAAUGCUACGCGCUCGAUUCUGGCCAGACUCAAGCGGGUGCUGGCAGCAGCUUGUUGUCAAAGACUCACAACAUGCCUUUGCGUUUGAGAGGCAUUUAGCUUGCCAACGCAGUGAGGUUCAUGCCCUUGCGAAGGCUAGACAAGGGUCAUUAAGUAUACUUAGCGGACCUGUCUUUGCGACCGAUGUGUUUUCCAUCCCUGGAGAGGAGCAGAGUCUACUGUUAACGGCACAUCAUCUGAUCAUUGACUUGAUGUCGUGGCGGAUUAUUUGGCACGAUAUUGAGCAACAUAUACGAGCUGGUGAAGGAAGCAAACUUGCUCCAGAACCAAUUUCAUUCCAAGCGUGGUCGAAAGUGCAGAGGCGUACAAGUCGAGGCCUCCAGCCAGAACAGGUUCUCCCAUCCCGCAUUACGGCUCCCGAUUUCGGAUUUUGGGGCGCUAAGCUGGGUGAAAAUGAUAGUUCAUACUGCCGCAGCUAUGUUGAGAGCCUGGAUGAAAGAACGACUGGUUUGCUUCUUGGGCGAAGCAAUGACUGUUAUCGAACCGAGCCAGUGGAUAUUCUACUAGCAGCUUUGACCUAUUCGUUUCAGCAAGUAUUUACUGAUCGUCGUUCCCCUCCUAUCUUCUUAGAAGGCCACGGUAGAGAACCACCCGAAGACCUACAUAUCGAUCUUUCAGAAACUGUGGGAUGGUUCACAUCGAUGCACCCUGUUGACGCGCCUAUUACAGCGGACGAGUCAAUUCUUACCGCUGUGAAGUCUGUCAAGGACUAUCGGCGUCGAGUCCCUGGCAAAGGUCAGCCAUACUUUGCAUAUCGCUACCACACCGAGGAUGGCCGUCGGGUCUUCGACUCCCAUAGAGAAAUGGAGGUCAUACUAAAUUACACUGGAAGAUUUCAGCAACUGGAGAGUGACAGUGGCCUCUUCCAACCAGAAGAUAGGUUGGAUCUGGUAUCUGCUAUAGAAGAGGCAUCUUCAAAAGCGCAGCGCUUCUCUCUGGUAGAGGUCAGUGCGGAUAUAGUGCAAGGCAGGAUGGCUCUUUCGUUCUACAUCAACAAGCGCAUGAAUCAUCAAGGUAGACUUGAAGAUUGGACCAAGUUAACCAAGCAUAAUCUUAACCUGGCAGUUCACCAAUUGGCCAACACUGAGCCUGCAUUCACUUUGAGCGACUUUAGUCUGCUGUCUACUACAAAUACUGGCAUUGAAAGACUAUUAGGAGAGCGCUUGUUUCCGAUUGGCAUCAAGCCUUCCGACAUCCUCGACAUUUAUCCCUGUACUCCUGUACAAGAGGGCAUUUUACUGAGCAGAGAAAAGGGGGCUGCUUCAUAUGCCAACUUUUGGGUCUGGAAUUGCAUUCCCUCUUUUGACGAGGACUCUGUUUCACCGGAUCGACUGGAAGAAGCUUGGAGAUUAGUCGCCAGCCAACACUCGAUACUAUCAACUAUCUUCAUCGAGCAGCUUGAUGGUGGAGGAUUCGUCCAAGUGCUUCUCCGUAACCCGCAGUGCCGAGUUGUGCGCAUGGAUACAUUAUCAGCACCACCUGCGGACGCCUUACUAAAGGUUGAAAGUCCAGUGUUCUCAGCUGGACAGCCGAGUCAUACCUUUACGAUUGCCUGUAACUCGGAUGGCCAUGUUGCCUGUAGGUUGGACAUCAGCCACCUUCUCAUUGACGCAUCUUCGCUGCACCUUUUAUUAAAGAGCUUAGCCAAGUCUUAUCAAGGCCAAGCAAUAGAGCGGGCUCCCCAAUUUCGAACUUUGGUGGCGCACCUGAGGCACCAGACGAGGGAAGAGAAACUGGCAUUCUGGACCGACUCUUUAUCCCAAGCCCGGCCAUGUAGGCUUGCAACUGCGCCGGCAUAUGGAUUCUUGGCCAACAAAAACCGUAACUCACACGGAAUGAUUACAAUUCCAGCAGAGCAUGCUGUGGGAAUCGAUCUUUUCUGUAGGUCGAAGGGUAUUACUCGUUCGGUUUUCUUGCAAGUGGCUUGGUCCCUCGUUCUCUCUCGGUAUACUGGAAUGAGCGAUAUCACUUUCGGAUACAUGGCUUCAGGUCGUGAUGCACCAAUUCGAGAUAUCGAAAGCAUGAUCGGACCAUUGAUUAAUCUACUUAUUAGCCGUAUCGACCUCAACCAAAAUCUUGACAAGAUUCUAGUAAAGACUUCCGAAAAUUCUAUCGAGCAGCUUAGGUUUCAACACUCGUCUUUGGCGGACAUUCAACACGCAUUAAGCAUGGGCUCGGAGCAGCUAUUCAACACUGCUCUAACGGUGCGAGAGCAGUUUCUUUAUGAGAGCACAAGAGAGAUCAGAUUUGACGAAAUAUAUGGCCAUGAUCCGCACGAGUUUGACGUUAUCCUGGAGGCGGUGCUGAACGGCGGUCAUACGAACAUAAGUAUCAUUUAUUCGGAGGCAUCUAUAGGAUCUGUUACCGCCUACGAAUUAGUAGCCACUACGACUUUAGCAAUCGACUUCAUCCUUAGCGAUGCCAAAACCUCCCCGCAUGGCAAAUUACUUGAUGCCUCGCAGCAUUACCCAGCUUUGAAUGGCACAGGAUCAUCAUCUUAUCUAAACGGUGAACAUAAGAACAAUUCAAAGGGUGAGCUAGAAGGACUUCAAAGGAGGUUUUUCAAACACGUCACUGGUAUUAGUGACAAAGAAGCGACAGAUUACUGGCGACAGCAGUUUUCAGACCUCCAAGGACAAAUGUUCCCCUCUCCAGCAUCGCAGUCGUUGUCUCGUUCUUACCGCAUAAGUAAUCACAUACACAGAAUUAACGGCUUGCCUCGGCAUGAAUCAUCAAUGAGUGUACUCAUAGAGAUGUCAUGGGCGAUCUUGGCGGCAAAACGGACUGGUUCAAGGGACGUGAUAUUCGGAACAGUGGAACAGGACAUGACCUCCAAUAAAGCUUUAGCUUUGACAGUCCCGGUACGAGUGGUCUUAGACUGGGCGAACACCUUGGAAGAGGCAGUCAAUGAGAUGCGACAACACGUGGAGGAGAGGAGACCGUUUAAGAAAGUUGGGCUUGAGUGUAUUCGAAAAGCUAGUCCACACGCUGAGGAGGCCUGUCGCUUUCAAACCUUGCUCAUAAUGGAGAGGGAUGACAAGGAUGGUCAAACUUCUGAAGACGGUGACGAACCAUUCGCCCACCAGGACUCUGACCACGAGAAGACAAUCACCUGUCCUCUGGAAAUACGAUUUGCAAUGCAAACUCAGGGCAUGGUUCUGAAUUUCCGGUUUGACCCAAAAGUUGUUGACGAAGCCCAAGUGUCCCGAAUAGCAUUUCAAUUCGAACACAUCCUGAGACAAACGUGUGACCAGACCAGUCAUGCGAUGGCGAGGACUCUACAGGAUAUCAGCACACUCAGCAAUCAAGAUGUGGCCGACAUCUGGCGCUGGAACAGCACGGUUCCCGAGGCAACUGAUAUAUGUAUCCACGACUUGAUCUCUAAGACAGCGACCCAUCAACCACGUGCUGCCGCGAUUUGUGCAUGGGAUGGAAACUUGACCUAUGCGCAGUUUGAUUCGCUCUCCACGCGAUUGGCUAAGCAUUUGAUCACUUUAGGAGUAACCGAGGGCUCGAUAGUUCCACUCUGCUUUGAGAAGUCAAUGUACACUCCUCUGGCUAUGCUGGCAGUGAUGAAGGCCGGGGCCGCAUCACUGGCGAUGGAUGUGUCACAACCAAAAGAGCGCCUCUGCAGUAUCGUUGAGCAAGUCAACCCUGGAAUCAUACUAUCCUCGGUCGCUGGCGAGAAGCUAGCCAAGACUUUGGACUGCCGUGCUAGUGUCGUCGUCGUUGGGAGGGAGCCUCUAUCGCAUCUAAUUUCAACUAAAGCUUCCGAACCAUUGCCUACAAUAACCUCGGCUAGCAUUCUAUAUGUUGUUUUUACAUCUGGCAGUACAGGAACACCCAAAGGUGUUGUUGUGACUCACGGGAAUAUCAGCAAUGCAAUUAAACACCAACAACAUAUCCUAGGGUUCACACCUAACAGCAGGGUCUUUGAUUUCACCUCGUAUGCCUUUGACAUGGCCUGGUUUAACUUUAUUCAUGCCAUGUAUAAUGGCAGCUGUCUGUGCAUUGCUUCGGAUGAUGAACGAAUGAACGAUCCUGCGGGCUGCAUUCAACGAUAUCAAAUAAAUUACGCGCUUUUCACUCCCACUCUGGCACGUGUAAUUGGGAAAGCAACACUAUCAAAACUGGAAGUGCUAGCACUUGCAGGCGAGCCAGUUUUACCAUCAGACUUUGGUCUCUGUGAAGACGGAAAGACGAUUGUCGCCUAUGGGCCUGCUGAGUGUACACCCUGCUCUACAAUUGCAGUUGCAGUUCCUGACAAGAUAUCUGCUGGAGCAAGCAUAGGCAAUGGGUACGGAGUGAACACCUGGUUGGUGGAUCCUGACCGUGAAGACAAGCUGGUAUCGAUCGGAGAAGUUGGAGAGCUGUGGUUGGAAGGUCCUCUCCUCGGUCAGGGUUAUCUGAAUGACUCAGAAAAAACAGGCAAGACCUUUAUUCAAGACCCGUCCUGGCUACGUUCAGGUAUACUUCGGCACCAAGAGCAGCCUGGCCGGCGCUUUUAUAAGACAGGAGAUUUGGCGCGAUACAACCCAGAUGGAAGUUUGCUCUUCGUCGGACGUAAAGAUAUGCAGGUCAAGAUCCGAGGCCAACGGGUUGAGCUCAGCGAGGUCGAAUAUCAUAUGCGCAGCGCGCUUCAGAGGCAAGACGAGACUCACAGUCUAAUCUCUUUACAAAUUGAAGCCUUGGCCGAAGUUAUCAGAACGAACAACAGUCAGAAUUUGACCCUUGUAGCGUUCGUGUGUGUAACGAAUGACAAUAUGAAAAACAAAGAGCCCCAAGACAAGGUGUUGGAGCUCGCAGUCACCACGAUCGAGCAAUACGUCGUUGACAGAGUACCAACAUAUAUGGUCCCGGCUGCAUUUAUACCACUAGAUACCUUUCCAACGACGGCCACGGGCAAAACAGAUCGGCUCAAGCUUCGCGAGUUGGGCGCCUCGAUGUACGACAACUAUAAGAACAUACAGAAAGCCCAGCAUAAGCAAGUCUCCGCUUCGACUGACUUGCAACGAUUACUCGUAGAAGUUUGGGCAGAGGUGCUCAAUGUUCCUUGCGACAAGAUUUCCAUUGAUGUACCAUUCCUAUCGCUGGGCGGCGACUCGAUUGCAGCAAUGCAGGUGGUUUCCCGCUGUAGGGCUAAAGACAUCUCUGUUACAGUUGGAGAUGUACUUCGUUCCAAGACGAUAGAGAACUUGGUUGGACGCUGCAAGCCCAUGGUAGUCAAGCACACACACAUUUCGGCCGAAGAGAGCCCUGAAGGCCAGGCGUGGCUACUCUCUCCCAUCCAGCAACUGUUCUUCGACGCGCACCCUCAUGGGCUCAACCACUUCAACCAGAGCUUUGUAUUGCGGUUCACUGCGCCCGUCCCAGGAGCGGCUGUUAGAGCGGCUCUGGAUGCUGUGGUUAGAUGCCACCCGAUGUUGCGAGCACGCUUUCGACAACGCGACGACGGCCAGUGGGAACAAGUCAUAUCUGAUCCUGCAGCCGAACUACUCGCAUUCAAGCAUCACUCUGAGGUUGAGAGAACUGAGGUACGAAAGAUUGCAACGGCUAGGAAAGAGUCUCUCGACAUCCUGAAUGGGCCUGUUUUUGCAGCGGAUCUGUUUUCCGUGACCGGAGAGGAUCAAAGUCUGUUACUUACUGCGCACCAUCUUGUCGUUGAUCUGGUCUCUUGGCGUAUCAUCUGGCAAAAUAUAGAACAGCACAUUCGAACCGGUACUGCGCCAAGCCAUGAGUCACUCUCAUUCCACAGAUGGUGUAGGUUGCAGCGGGAGAGAAGUUCUUCAAUGAGCCCACACCAAGUCCUUCCAGUCCCAGCUAGUACAUCUGAUUUUAGUUACUGGGGGGUUCCGGUGGCCGAAAAUGUGGAAGGCGGCAGUCAAAAUCACGUCUUAUUAUUGGGAAAAGCGACGACUGCCCUUCUCUUGGGCAAAAGCAAUGAGUGCUUCGCCUCUGAACCGGUUGAUCUGUUGCUAGCAGCCCUCGUCUACUCGUUGCGCCAGACCUUCCCGGACCGACAAAGCCCUCCCGUUUUUAUUGAAGGACAUGGCAGAGAGGCCUUGGACGGCUUUGAAGCUGACCUUUCCGAGACUGUGGGAUGGUUUACGACUCUCCACCCUGUACAAAUUCCUGGGACAUGUGAAGAUGGGAUCCUGGACACGGUAAAAUUUACCAAGGAUUCUCGAAGUUUCGUCCCUAACAAGGGCCUCUCCUACUUUUCCUGUCGCUAUCUGAGCGAUGCAGGCCAGCGGGCAUUCAGACAUCACGACGAGGCAGAAAUCGCCUUUAACUAUAUGGGACGAUACCAGCAACUGGAGAAAACCAAUUCUUUGUUCAGACUGGAGAAUCGAGAUAGCAUGAUUGCUGAUAAUUCGGAUGUUUCACCCAAAGCGCGGCGUCUGGCUCUGAUUGACGUCAAUGCCGGGGUGGAAGACGACAAGAUGGCCAUAUCCAUUGCUAUCCAUAAGCGGAUGCGCUAUCAGAAUCGCCUUGCAGAUUGGAUCAGAUUGUUCGAGGAGACAUUGAACACGGCAGCAUAUGAUCUAUCCAAAGCGACCCGAACCUUCACUCUGAACGAUUUCCCUUUGCUGAAGACCACAUAUAGGGGGCUAGAUCUGCUCUUAAAAGAGAAACUCUCGGCAAUAGAUAUUAGAAUUGAAAACAUCCAAGAUAUUUAUUCUUGUACUCCAGUCCAAGAAGGUAUGCUUCUUACUAGAAACAAAGCGGUGGCUUCUUAUGCAAACUAUUGGGUAUGGGAAUGUCGUUUUAGCAAUGGCAAUUCUGCAAAUGCUGGGACCUUCCCUCAGAGACUUGAGGCCGCGUGGCGAGACGUGGUAUCCCAACAUCCAAUACUUUCAACCAUUUUCGUUGAAGAUGUAGACAAUGGGGGCUUUAUACAAGUGGUGCUCCGAAACUCACCAGCACGAGUAACUCACUUACACCCGAAAUUGGUCUCUGAAUCUGCCGCAAAACCCUUGCUCGAGAUGGAGAGGCCUCACUUUUCUUCUGGUGAACCGGAGUGUCAAUUGACAAUUUCCCGAGGUGCAAACGAGGACUUUGCCUGUCGAGUUGACAUCAGCCAUACGCUGAUGGAUGCAACAUCUAUGCAGUUGCUUCUCCAAGAUCUCAGCAGGGCACUCAGCGGCCACGACGCACUAGCCGCUCCUCCAUUCAGAGAUCUAGUGCAGCACCUGAGUGGUGUUUCUAAGUCUGAGCGACUUUCGUUCUGGUCAGCGUAUCUGACUGAAAUCGAGCCUUGUGAGCUUCCUGUACAUUCUGGAAAACAAAGUGAUGAGCUGCGUGGCCACUCGUACGGUAGCCUCAAACUACCGGCUCAGGCCAGCGCAGGAAUUGCCGCGCUUUGUAGACAUCACGGAAUCACUCGCUCUGUUUUUCUACAAAUAGUCUGGGCACUCGUUCUUUCGCAAUGCAAUGGUAAACAGGAAGUUUGCUUUGCGUAUAUGGCUUCUGGAAGAGAUGCACCCAUCAUUGGCAUUGAAAGGAUGGUUGGGCCCCUGAUCAACAUGCUUAUUAGCCGCGUUGAUGUGCGCAAACCACUCGGUGAUAUGCUGCGCAAAGCUGCCGAGGAUACGAUAGAGCACCUGAAGUUUCAGCAUAAUUCAUUAGCUGAGAUACAGCACCAGCUGCAACUUGGCCGUAGGCAACUCUUCAACACGGCAUUGACAGUUCACGACUCUUCUUCGAGCAAUGGCCAAGCGGACAUGGUGACUUUCAACGAAAUUAGUAGCGAUGAUCAACACGAGUUUGCUGCGCUCCUCGGCGUAGAUAUAAAUGGACCAAACACUGAUAUUAUGCUCAGCUACCAAACAGAUCUGGUCGGCUUUACUGAAGCCCAGCACAUCAUGCAUACGGUUCAUAUGGCCAUCCAAUAUCUCCGAAAUCAUAUGUCCAAUCAAAAUCAACAAUCAUCAUCAAUUGGUCCAACGUUGUCCAGGCAACAAUACAGAGAAAGCACUGAAGAUUCCUUAACCCAGCAAGGUUUCUUUGAGUUUUUCGCUGGGGUCAACGAAGAAAGCGCAACAGAAUUCUGGCAAACCUACCUGUGUGACUCAAACGCACAGAGUUUUCCUCUUAGAAGUGGGAUUUCCGUGGAGGGUACUAGCUACCCGCAGCUUGAGAGCUUUGAUCACGCGAUACAUGAUCUCCAAUGGAACGAUCUAGACACCUCUCCAACAUACCUCAUAUAUCUGGCUUGGGCAGUUCUUGCUGCUCGUUAUACGGAAUCGGAUGAAGUGAUCUUUGGAUCACCUACCACUCUACGAAAUUUCUCACCAGCCAAAGCUGUACAAUCCUCUCUGGACACGGUGCUACCAGUCCGCCUCGUUUUAGAUUGGGAAGCCACAGUAAAGAGCUCUCUCGACGCAGUAGUUACUGUAUCUGAAAACGUGGCUAAAUUUGGGAGGGUCGGUUUGCAACGUAUCCGCACAAUUAUUGGUGGCGAGCACACAGCCGCCGGAUUCCAGACAGCUUUAGAUGUCGUCCAGCUUGGAGAAAUGAGUCGCCUCACCCAAAACAGCGAAGAGAAUAUGAGACUGUCACUUAGAUUAGAAUUCCAACUCGAACAUGGUGACAUGAAGCUAGCUAUCUUGUCGCAUAAAGCAGCUAUUGAUCAUGAACAAGUCAAGAGGAUGGCAGUGCAGUUUGAGCAUAUCCUUAGACAAAUUUGCUCGCCUCAAAACCAAGGGAUGAGGCUCGGGGCUAUCGAAACGAUUAGCAACCAAGACCUACGUGAUAUUUGGAGGUGGAAUUCAGCUAUGCCAGAGACUUUCGAUGUCUGUGUUCACGAGUUGAUCGCCAAGGUAGUGCGGCUUCGACCAAACGCGCCAGCCAUCUGCGCUUGGGACGGGGACCUGACAUAUGAGCAGCUGGACGGGCUCUCAAAUCGUCUGUGCUAUCAUCUUAUUGAACUUGGCCUGGAGAUAGGCCAGGUUGUGCCUAUCUGCAUUGAGAAAUCAAUGUGGGCAUCGGUGGCGAUCCUGGCAGUUAUGAAGGCUGGCGGAGUAAGUUUGGCCUUGGAUGUGACUCAACCUAAGGCGCGGCUUGAGGCCAUCGUAAAACAAGUCCGUCCCAUAAUCAUGAUCUCGUCAGCUGGGAACGAAAUGCUCGCCCAUGGACUGGCAUCAGAUGUCACUAUCGUGGGUGCAUCUGAAGAGCACCUUAGCCACCAACCACCAAGGUCUCCAGACCUAAAGCUGCCCGUCGUUGAUCCGAGUGAUGCCUUGUACAUGGUUUUUACAUCUGGAAGUACUGGAAUACCAAAGGGCGUCAUGAUUGAACAUCGCAACUUUAGCAGCGCCAUAAAAUACCAACAGAAAGCCCUGAGAUUCACCCCUGAGUCUCGCGUGUUCGACUUUGCGUCGCAAGCUUUCGACUUAUCCUGGUACAAUCUGCUCCAUACCUUGACUUCUGGGGCAUGUCUCUGUGUUGCUUCGGAUUCAGAACGACGAGACGACGUGGCAGGCUGCAUCAAGCGCUACAAGAUAACGUACGCUCAGCUCACACCAACCCUGGCCCGCGUGCUGGGCCGUGCCGUUCUGUCAGGAUUGAACACUUUGGUACUUGCAGGAGAGGCUGUGCUGCCCACAGAUAUAAACCUCUGCGGACCUGACACACAUGCUAUCAAUGUUUAUGGCCCCGCUGAGUGUACGCCGUGUUCAACGAUCGGAGACUUGAAGAAAGAUGGCCCAGUCAUAGGCAACGGACUCGGACUACGAACGUGGAUCGUGGAUCCUGUCGAUGGGCAUACGCUGAUGCCGAUUGGUGUCGUUGGUGAACUUUGGUUGGAAGGGCCUCUUGUCGGUCAAGGCUACGCCAGUGACCACGAUGCAACAAGGGCUGCAUUUGUUGAGAGCCCCCCCUGGCUCCUGCACGGGGGGCCUUCGAGUUCAGGACGAAGUGGCCGUAUGUAUAAGACAGGUGAUUUGGUACGCUAUAAUUCGGAUGGAAUUUUGAUCUUUGUUGGGCGCAAGGACACCCAAGUCAAGAUCCGAGGUCAAAGAGUCGAGCUGAGCGAAGUAGAGCACCAUGUGCGGAACGCCCUCAUGGAUGAACAAGAUACUCGAUCGGCACAAAUCAUAGCUGAAGUCGUCGUGCCAGAAGGCAGCGAAAAUCCGACUCUUGUCGUCUUUGUCAGCUUAAGUGGCAGCGAUGGCAAUCCUCCCACUGACAAAGACCUUCUCCAUCGCAUGGUUGGUCGUAUGACAGCUGGAAUCGAUUCUCGUUUGAGCGACAAAGUUCCCAUUUAUAUGAUACCGUCCGCCUAUAUCCCAAUUGAAACAGUACCAGCAACGGUAACAGGCAAGACUGACAGACGAAAGCUGCGGCAGCUCGGGGCAUCGUUUACAGCGGAACAGCUAAGCAAUCUUGCUUUAUCUCAUAUCAAACAACAAAAGGUGGAAACAGUGGUGGAAAAACAACUUCAAGCCCUCUGGUCCACUGUCUUGAACAUAGAUAGUGCGAGAAUCGGCCUAAAUGAUAAUUUCCUGCGGCUCGGUGGUGACUCAAUUGGAGCGAUGAAGCUCGUCGCUGCUGCACGCAAUGAAGGACUGCCACUCUCAGUUGCAGACAUAUUCCAGAACCCAACGAUUGGUGGCCUAUCAAAGAUUCUAGAAGAGCAGCGGACGAAGGAUAUCACAUCCGAUGAAGCUGUCCCCGCCUUCUCCUUGCUCCCUCCGCCCCAAGACGAAGAGGCCGUACGAAUGCAAGUCGCAACGUUUUGUGGAGUCAGCGACGAUGUGGUCGAGGAUGCAUUUCCAUGUACCCCCCUUCAGGAAGGGCUCUUAGCACUCACGGAGAAGCACGCUGGUGAUUAUACUGCGACUUUGGUCUUCCAGCUCCUCAAUGAUGUUGACAUCGGGCGAAUGUAUACCGCAUGGCGUCAAGUUGUUGCAAGUACACCUAUUCUGCGAACGCGAAUCGUGAACUGUCCCGGAAAAGGCCUCGUACAAGUCGUCUUAAAAGAAGAGGUGGAAUGGACCUCGGUAGAUGACCAUGGCGACCUGAACGGAUAUCUCAGAGAUCCAACCCGACUACAUAUGGGUCUUGGUGUCCGCCUUAGUCGAUUCGGUUAUGUUUCUGGGGAUUUGAGCAAUAAACGAUAUUUAGUGUGGACUAUUCAUCAUGCCCUUUACGAUGGUUGGUCCUUACAAUUGCUCACCAAAGCUGCGGAGAAGGCUUAUCUCCACGGAUCGCCUCCAACACUGAGACCGUUUCAACCAUUCAUCAAGAGACUUCGUGAGACUAGCCAAGAGGCGUACUCUUCAUUUUGGAGUGAUGCAUUUUCUGGCUCGGAAGCACAGCAGUUCCCACAGCUUCCAUCCGCAAAUUAUCACCCAAACCCACAAGAUACACUGCAGUACCAAGUGAAGAACUUGUAUUGGUCAGGGAAUAACUUCACCCCUCAGACCAUGCUACGAGGAGCGCUAUCCGUUGUCAUGGGGCGACUGAGCGACUCGCAGGACGUAGUCUUUGGAGCAAUAUUAUCGGGAAGACAGAGCGCUGUUCCAGGAAUUGAAGAGAUGGCAGGGCCUACCAUCUCAACUGUUCCUGUACGGGUAAAGCUGGACUGGGAGUCCAAUCUGGAACAUACUUUACAUGCUAUACAAUAUCAAGCUAUGAAUAUGAUCCCAUACGAGCAAGCCGGCUUGCAACGAAUAAGUAGGGUGAGCUCCGAGGCCGAGCAAGCCUGCCAUUUCCAAACUCUGUUAGUGGUGCAGCCUGCUCAAGAUGAGAUUGGUCGCAACAAGCUUUUAAUCGCGCAGGACCAGGACGAUCUCAAGAGUGACAAUAUCGAAGUCAACCUUGGUGCUUAUCCCAACUACGCCUUGAUAAUCGAGUGCCAACUUCAAAAGAAUGGGGUUUCUAUCGAGUUGAGCUAUGAUCCCAAUGUCAUCGGCAGUGUCGAGGUUCGCCACAUGGCCGAACAUUUUGGUCAUGUCCUGAAACAGCUCUGCGAGAGGCAAGCGGAAAAUAAGACGCUGGGCGAUAUAGAUUUGGUUACGCCUCAAGACCUGAAAGACAUGUGGAGGUGGAACGCAACUGUGCCAGACGUAUCUGCGGUCUGUGCCCACGACUGCUUGUACGAAAUUACGAACAUCCAGCCGCAAGCACCCGCAAUAUGUGCGUGGGAUGGAUCUCUGAGUUAUGCAGAACUAUGGGAAUUUUCCUCUUACCAUACACUACUGUUGGCAAGUCUCGGAGUUGGCCCUGGCGACGUAGUGCCGCUCUGUUUUGAAAAGUCGAUGUGGACGCCUGUGGCGAUGCUGGCUGUUAUCAGAGCCGGCGGUGCUUUUGUUGCCAUGGACACGACACAGGCCACAUCUCGUCUGCAGACAAUUGUUGAGGAAAUCAAACCAAGCGUUGUACUGUCGUCUACAAAGAGCAGAAAAAUAGCAAGUCUGCUAGGUAAUUACUCGAUUUUGGUGGUGGAUAAAGAGCACUCACAGCAUGGUAUCAUCCAAAACACUAUGUUACCCGCCGUCGAUCCUACCAGCACAAUGUACAUCAUUUUCACAUCCGGCAGUACUGGUCGACCCAAGGCGGUGGUUCUGGAACACCAAGCAGUGGUUACAAGCUGUCACAGUUAUGGUAGGGUUAUGGACCUGAGCAAGGACUCCAGGGUCCUACAAUUUGCAUCUUACGCGUUCGACGCCUGUAUCAUGGAGAUUUUCUCGACGUGGUUACAUGGUGGCUGCGUCUGUGUGCCAUCUGAAGAUAACAGGAUUACCGAUUUGGCUGGAACAAUGGAGUCCAUGGCAGUCAACACAACCCUACUCACUCCUUCUGUUGCACGGCUUCUGGAUCCUACCAAAGUGCCGACCCUGAAGACGUUGAUUUUAGGAGCAGAAGCCCCGUGGGAGUCAGAUUAUGAGCGAUGGCAUGGACUGCCUAAGCUAUUUAAUGCUUAUGGGCCUGCAGAGUGCGCCGUGAUUCACUCAGUCCGAACAUGGACAAAUAACAAGUUGCCACCAAAAACAAUUGGAAGGGCAGCAGGAUCUUGUAGUUGGAUUGUCGACCAGAAAGAUCAUACCAAGUUGGUUCCUAUUGGGACAGUAGGAGAGCUUCUGGUAGAGGGUCCUAUUCUAGCCCGCGGGUAUCUGAACAACGCGGAGAGCACCGCACAAUCUUUUGUCCGCGAUCCUAUAUGGUUAGUUCGCGGAGGUCCUGGUUGCAAGGGGCGGCGUGGCCGUUUAUACAAGACUGGGGAUCUGGUAUAUUAUAAUCCAGAUGGUUCUUUAGUCUUCGUCUCUCGCAAGGAUACGCAAGUCAAGGUCCGCGGCCAGCGUGUUGAACUCGGAGACGUUGAGCAUCAUGUCGAACAGGCACUUAUGCUUGAUGCUCAACAUGAUGUAGAUCCAAGCACUCGUCCACAACUGGUGGCUGAAGUUAUCCGACCCCAAGAAAAUAAUAACUCGAUACUCGUCGUCUUCGUUGGGCAGAAUCCGCAAGAAGUCUCUGUCGUUGACGAGGACACCUGGGCCAGAACUGUCAUACGUAUGACAGUAGACAUAGAAAAGCGACUGGCAGACAGAGUGCCGUACUACAUGGUCCCAACGGCCUAUAUACCACUGCAAAGUAUCCCGAUUACAGGAACGGGUAAGAUUAAUAGAAAAAGGCUUCGAGAACUUGGUACGGAGCUCACCCCCCAGCAACUCAGCUCGUUGACCUCAUCUACUCGAUUGCGACCUGUAGAGACUGAACUGCAGAGGCGACUCCAAGUUCUUUGGGCGACAGUUUUGUCUGUUGAUAGCAGUGCCAUAGGCCUAGAAAGCAACUUCAUGCGUAUCGGUGGUGAUUCUGUCAGCGCCAUGCAAUUGGUUGGUGCUGGCCGUGAUCAAGGACUGUCAUUCUCAGUCGCCGACCUUUUCCGACAUCCAAGGCUAGAAGAGUUCGCAACCAUCGUGCAGACUAAUGGUGCCGAAACUACGGGAAUAGACGUUAUUCCAGCCUUCUCUCUCCUGAAUUGCCCCAUGACCGAGCCCUUGAGAACCGAGGUGGCAGGCCUUUGUUCUAUCAACGCCGUGGACAUUGAGGAUGUGUUGCCCUGCACGCCGCUCCAACAAGGAUUGAUGGCGCUUACUGCAAAGCGGGCGGGCGAUUAUGUGGCAAUAAUUGUUCGCAAGAUUCCUGAUAACAUUGACCACAAGCGGUUACAUGCGGCAUGGAAGCAAGUUAUUGCAGCUACGCCUAUACUACGGACGCGGCUCAUCGAUUUGCCCGGGCACGGAAUCGUUCAAGUAGUGGUAAAUGAAGAACCAGACUGGGUAACAAGUAACGAUCUGACUCUAUAUUUGGAAGAUGGCAGACAACGCGAAAUGGUUCUAGGAGCUUGCCUCAGCAAAUUCGCUGUUGCUUCCACCCAAGAUUCUAGCCAAUACUACCUCGUGUGGACGAUUCACCAUGCUCUCUAUGACGGAUGGUCAAUGCAGCUCAUUCUCGACGCCGUCAAGAGGGCAUACCAGGCUGGCGAUAACAAUUCAUCGAUGAUGCCAUUCAAACUGAUGAUUAAGCAUGUGCUCGAUCUUAGUGACAACGCUGUGACGGCAUUCUGGGGGAAACAGUUUGCAGGCCUUGAAGGCCACUCGUUUCCAUCUUUACCAGCAGCGUCAUACCACCCUAAAUGCACGAAUCGAUUUACUUCAAGCUUAGAAAAGAUUCAAUGGGGAAGCAACGAUAUCACGGCCUCUAACAUCAUUCGAACUGCCUGGGCAAUCUUAGUUUCGGGAUAUACUGGUUGUAAUGACGUCGUUUUCGGGGCAACUGUCACGGGACGACAGACGCCUCUUGUGGGUAUCGAGCGGAUGGUCGGGCCUACUAUUGCCACCGUUCCUGUAAGAGUUUUGCUAGACCCAGGCAAGACUUUGGAAACCAAUCUCUACAAUGUACAGAUGCAAGCGGUAGAUAUGAUCCCUUUUGAACAAACCGGACUUCAACGAAUUAGUCAGGUUAGUUUGGAGGCCAGCGAAUCCAGCCGUUUCCAAACUCUAUUGGUAGUACAACCUGUUGAGAAGGAUUCUAAGGAGUCCAGCCUCUUUCAAGCUGCAGAAGAUACUGCAGAAGACGGAGACAGUUUGAUAGAACACAACUCGACGCUUACCCACGCCUUGGUUGUUGAAUGUUGUCUCGAGGCUACCGGAGCUCGAUUGUACUUCAAUUAUGACGCUAGUGUUGUCAGCCAAGCACAAGUUUACCAAAUGUCAGGUCAACUGCAGAAUUUGAUUCGACAAGUCUUGGCAGAGGGGAACAGAUCAAAGAUUCUGAACAGUCUGGAAGUGGUGAGCGCGCAGGAUCUGAGCAAGAUCUGGACAUGGAACUCAACCUUGACCGUCCCUAACAACACUAGUGUCCCUGACCUACUCAUGAAUACGCCACACUAUAAUGCACAGGCGCCAGCAGUUGAUGCCUGGGAUGGGAAGUUGAAUUAUUCUUACCUGGAUAAGCUCUCUACGCGCUUGGCUUGUCAUUUGAUCAGCCUUGGGGUGCGUGCUGAUAUGCUUAUACCUCUGUGCUUUGAGAAAUCCGUCUGGACUCCAGUAGCGAUGUUAGCAGUAAUAAAAGCUGGCGCCGCAGUUGUGGGAAUGGAUGUUACUCAGCCUGAGACACGACUUCAGACAAUUGUACAACAAACUCAACCGGUCAUGCUUCUCUCUUCUGCGUCAAACGAGGAAUUCGCACGGCGUCUGGGCAACAACUGCCGCAUUGUUGUCGUAAGUGAAGCCAGUCUAGACUUGUUGAAGUCUCAGCCUCAAACUCAACUACCGCGUGUCGACCCUUCAGAUGCACUAUGUGCGAUCUUUACAUCUGGCAGCACCGGGAUUCCAAAAGGCGUUGUCUUAACGCACUCUAAUUUUGCAACCGCCAUUCCUCACCAUGUCAAGACCUUUGAUCUGAAGCCUACCAGCAGAGUUUACGACUUUGCGUCUUAUGCUUUCGACUUCUCCUGGUCAAAUCUUUUGCUUACCCUAUACUCAGGAGGUUGCAUCUGCAUCCCGUCUGAAGAAGAACGCAGAAACGACGUCACUCAGUCGAUUCAGCGUUUCAACGCAAAUUUUGCCUUCUUUACUCCUUCAGUUGCUCGCAUUCUGGAUCCUGCUGCGUUACCAACUCUUGGUACUCUGAUUGUCGGAGGAGAAGCCUUAAGCAGAACGGACUUCGUUUUGUGGCCAGACCGGAUGAAAAUGCUUAGCGUAUACGGACCAACAGAAUGUACUGUAAUGGCUACAACUCUGGAAGUUCUACCAGGCCAAGAGCGUAAGAAUGGUUUGGGACGUCCUAUUGUGAGCACUACCUGGGUCGUUGAGCCCCAAAAAGGCGAUUCAUUAAUGCCAAUUGGGGCAGUGGGUGAACUUUGGCUUGAAGGUCCCUUGGUUACGCGCGGCUAUCUGAAUGCCGCAGAAAAGACAAGUGAAUCAUUCGUCCUCGACCCUGCCUGGUUGGUAGAAGGACUUCCGGGCAAACUUGGACGGAGGGGGCGGCUCUACAAGACAGGGGACUUAGUACGAUAUAACCCUGACGGCUCCUUGACCUUCGUCGGGCGCAAAGACACGCAAAUAAAGCUAAGAGGUCAGCGUGUCGAAUUAGACGAAGUCGAACAUCAUUUGAUUGCUGAAGUUCUCACCCCGGUGGGCAGCGAACACCCUACCCUUGUGGUUUUCAUUCAUGCUGGGCAAGGCAGCAACAACUCCAACUACAUCAAGCACAUGACUGCGGGUAUCGAGGAGCAUCUAAGCCAAGUUGUGCCGGUUUACAUGAUACCGACUGCCUACAUUCCGCUUGAUAACCUUCCAGCGACAGCUACUGGAAAGCUGGACCGGAGACAGUUGCGUAAGCUGGGAUCGACUCUUUAUCAUAGCUAUGUUGAGGUAAACAACGAUACAAAUUACCUACCACCCUCCAACAAACUGCAAAAGAGCAUGCAGGAAAUUUGGGCCAAUGUUUUGAACGUUUCUCAAACAAGUAUCUCGAUCGACGCGCCAUUCACAAAGAUUGGUGGAGAUUCAAUUACUGCUAUGCAGGUUGUAUCUCGAUGUCGGGCCAAGAACCUGUCCAUCACAGUCGGAGAUAUUCUAAGGGCUAGAACAAUUGAGAAGCUGGCGUUAUGCUGUCAGCCAGUCAGACAGGAGCGGCUCGCCCUGAAUCAGCAUGUAAAUGGACGCGCGUGGACUCUGUCGCCAGCCCAGCAAAUGUUCUUCGAUGCUCAUCCACAAGGUCUCAAUCAUUUCAACCAAAGCUUCAUAUUGAGACUUAUGAGGCCUACUUCAGCUGCCGAGCUUGAGAUGGCAGUAAACGCUGUCGUAUCCCGCCAUCCCAUGCUUCGUGUCCGCUUUCAGCAGGAGUUGAACGGAAGAUGGCAACAAAUUGUUCCCACGGAUGAAUCAGCCGAAUCAAUAUUUACACUUCAUGACUCAUGCUCUCGAGAAGAGGCGAAGAUAGUGGCCGACAGUCGUCAAAAAUCAUUGGAUAUCGUCAACGGACCCCUUUUUACUGUUGACUUGUUCUCUAUCGAUGGUGAAGACCAGACUGUCCUGCUCACCGCGCACCAUCUUAUCGUCGAUCUAGUAUCGUGGCGAAUUAUAUGGCAUGACAUUGAGCAACAUCUUCAGGUCGGGUUGCUGCCUUCCCAUAGCUCGGUUUCGUUCCAAUCGUGGUCAGAAUUACAAGCUCAAGCAAGCUAUUCCUUGCAACUAUCCGAUGUGCUUCCUUUCCCAGUUGUUCCUCCCACCGAUUUCUCAUUUUGGGGCAUGCAGUCGAGUGAAAAUGAUUUUACAGAUUGUCAAGCUUACAGUUCUCUUUUGAGCGAGGUGGACACUACAUUAUUACUGGGAGACAGUAAUGAGUGUUUCAGGACGGAACCUGUUGACCUGAUUCUAGGAGCACUAAUACACUCUUUUGGACAAGUGUUCCCUGAUAGACAGGUUCCUCCGAUCUUCCUCGAGGGACACGGAAGAGAGCCUAUCAAUGAUAUCGACGCUGAUCUUUCAGAAACAGUCGGGUGGUUUACAACUUUACACCCUAUCCAGAUUCCAAACGCACAUGGCUGCCUUAGUGAUGCGGUCAAGUUCACAAAGGAUAUUCGACGACAGAUUCCCGGAAAAGGACGGCCAUAUUUUGCCUACCGCUAUCACAGCAAGGAAAGUCUCGAGAAAGACCAAACACAUCAAGCAGUCGAGAUCAUCCUAAAUUACACCGGCAAAUAUCAACAGUUAGAAAAUCCCAAUGCGCUCUUCAAACCGGAAGACAGAGCGGAAAUUGCUCAUUUAGUGGACAUCUCCCCAACAGCUCAUAGAUUUGCCUUGAUUGACGUGAGUGCAGACGUAGAUCAUGGAAGGUUGUCAAUCACGUUUCGGUUCAAGCAGCAGAUGCAACACCAAGCUAGGCUUCAGAAGUGGUUAAAGACUUUCGAGCAGACAUUGAAGGACCUUGUUUAUUGCUUGACCAAGAAGGCAGUGGAGUUCACUUUGAGUGAUUACCCCCUUCUAAGCACAUCUUAUCAAGGUCUUGAAGCUCUCUUUGAGAACAGACUCCCCGCUUUGGGUGUGGACGUUCAGAAUGUGCAGGACAUCUAUCCCUGUACGGCUGUUCAGGAAGGAAUACUCCUCAGUACAAGAAAGGGUGCAGCUUCGUACGCAAACUACUGGGUUUGGAACUGCGUUUCAUCAACUGAGGACAAACCCUCAGCUGCGAGACUUGAAGAGGCCUGGAGAACUGUAGCUCGAAAACAUCCUAUACUAUCCACGAUUCUAGUUGAGCAUCCAGAUACCGGUGGCUUCAUACAGGUUGUGAUAGGUGGUCUUCGUCAUCGCGUCAAUCACUUAUCCACGGCCGCAAAUAAUCCUGCUGAUGUUCUCUUUGAGCAACCAAGCGUAUCAUAUCUUCCUGGCGAACCGUUGCAUACCUUCACGAUUUGUCAGGGAGCACACAACAGGGUUGCUUGUAGGUUAGACAUUAACCAUGUGCUUAUGGAUGCUGCAUCCAUGCAAAUACUUCUGGACGACCUCACAAGAUCCUAUCAUGGUUAUCAACUAGAAGAAGGCCCGUCAUUCCGUGACCUUGUUCAAAGCCUUGGCACGGUAGCUAAGGCUGAGAGGCUCCGAUACUGGACCAGAUUCCUCGAUGGGGUUUCGCCAUGCAAGUUCUCCAGUAUUACGCCACUUGAACAAGCUUCACACAUUGGCUCUCACAAUGUUGUCAAUCUACCACUUGAGUCAACUGCUGGAAUCGAAAAGUUCUGCAAAUCACAUGGCAUCACUCGCUCGGUCUUCUUGCAGGUUGCCUGGGCUUUGGUGCUGUGGCACUAUACUGGAAUGCGCGAGAUUUGUUUCGGAUAUAUGGCGUCUGGGCGAGAUGCCCCAAUUGCCAACAUUGACAAAAUGAUCGGACCUCUAAUCAAUAUCCUGAUCAGCAGAAUUGAUGUGCGUCUGCCUCUUGAUGAAGCAUUGGCAGCUACAUCUGAACAGUCUAUUGAGCAUUUAGAUUAUCAACAUGCUUCACUUGCGGAAAUCCAGCACGAGCUCGGCAUUGGAUCUCAGCAACUUUUCAACACGGCCAUUACAGUAAGAGAAGGCACCAGUUCGAAGAACAGAAGUCUGGGUGCGGUUGAGUUUCAAGAGGUCCAUAGUGACGAUCCACAUGAGUUCGAUGUCAUUCUCGGCGCAAGUCUAUAUGGGGCCGACACAGCGGUUAGCAUCAGCUAUCAGACAUCAUGCCUUGGAGCGGCUGGUGCUGAAGAGUUGUGCGGCAUUCUCGUCAAAGCCAUUGACUUUAUUCAAAGCAGCGAUACAUUUCCAGAGCCUCAUUCUAGUACUCCGACAGCUAGUAACAUGAAACUCCCAUCAACAGACCGAGUUGAUGCUACAGCUAGAGAUAAAACAGCGGAAUCGCAACCAUUACACGGAGCGUUCUUCGAGUAUACUACCGGUGUCGAUGAAGACUCUGCGAUGGAUCACUGGAAGAACAGAUUUAAAGCCUUUCGCGGGCAGACCUUCCCGGUGAUUCAUCAACCUGGCCAAGCGCAGCGUCGCCCCAAAGAAUCUCUCACACACUUCGUUGACAGCUUGGCCUGGAACAGUUUAGUUUCGCCUACGACCGUGAUCCUAACAGCCUGGUCAAUUCUGGCCUCUAAGCUUACCGCCAGCAGUGAGGUUGUCUUUGGCGUUUUACGUCACGAUAGCCUGUCUGCGGCAAGUGGUGUGGCUGCUGUAACUGCUCCAGUUGGAGUGGCUAUAAACUGGGAACUCACCGUGGCAGAGGUAUUGGAAGGUCUGGAACGACAAACAAAGGAGACACUUCGUUUCGAGCGUGUCGGACUGAACCUUAUCCGCCAAGCGUCUGUCGAGGCUGAGGAGUGUUGCCAUUUCCAGACUCUUUUGGUGAUCCAUGACUCAGCCAACGGAGAUCCUGCUGUCGUGUUCAACAAACCCAGGGGGUAUCCUUUGGAAGUGGAACUUAAGCCGCAAGGCUCAGGUCUAAUCAUUAAAUUCAGCUUCAAUCAAGAAGCACUACAGCCUGUGGAAUUGCGUCGGCUAGCUCAUCAGCUCGAGCACAUCCUAAGACAGCUUUGCAAUGCGGAUAAUGAUACCAAGGUUUUACGGCAAGUGACAGCCAUUGGCCAGGAUGACCUUCAAAGCAUUUGGGAAUGGAAUUUCGUGGUGCCAGAGGCUGUUGACCUCUGUGUCCAUGACCAAAUUUCUUCUUCAGCUCAUCGUCGGCCAACCGCAACUGCUGUUCAUGCUUGGGAUGGUCAGCUAACCUACACGCAACUUGAGGAGCUCUCUAAUCAACUCGCUCGUUACCUGGUCAGCAUGGGUGUGACGCCUGGUGCCAUAGUGCCCCUGUGUUUUGAAAAGUCGCUGUGGACUUCAGUCGCUAUGCUAGCAGUAAUGAAAGCAGGCGGAGCGUCUGUGGCUUUAGAUGUGACACAGCCCGAGGCACGGCUCAAAAUGAUCGUGGAUCAAGUGAAACCUAUUGUUAUUCUGUCAUCAAUAAAGAAUAAGGAUUUGUCCUAUGCGCUAGGUGCCUGCGAGGUGGUGCUUGUAAGCGGGGAGGAUCUAGCCAAGUUACCAUCUUUCUCUUCAAGUCUUGAGCUACCAACGAUCAGCCCUGACAGCACCUUGUAUGUUGUUUUCACCUCGGGCAGCACCGGUACGCCAAAGGGAGUUAUCUAUACGCACAAGAACUUCAGUAGCGCUAUCAAAUAUCAGCAGGAGGCACUUAGAGUCACCUCGAGUUGCAGAGUGUUCGACUUUGCAUCGUAUGCGUUCGAUAUAGCUUGGUGCAACUUUAUCCACACUAUGGUUGCUGGUGGCUGCCUAUGUGUCCCAUCUGAAGACGACCGGAAGCAAAACAUCACCGCUUCAAUGGCCAAGCUCGGUGUGACAUAUGCUCACUUAACCCCUACAGUCGCUCGUAUGGUCAACGUUGAUGAAGUGCCCGGCCUAGACACCAUGUGCUACAGUGGUGAGGCUCUUCAUCUGGCAGAUCUUCCCAAAGAAAGAAGAUUGAGGAGCCUUGUCAAUGUAUAUGGGCCUGCAGAAACGAAUAUUGUGACUACGGAAUCAGUAGAUCCAUGCAGUAUUACAGAGCCAAGCAUUGGCAAGGGCGCCGGGGCGACCACUUGGGUUGUAGAUCCAGACAAUCCUGAUCAACUAAGCGUGAUAGGCGCAGUAGGCGAGCUUUGGAUAGAAGGCCCUCUAAUCGGGCAGGGAUACCUGAACGAUGCUGCGAGAACUGCGAAGGUCUUUGUUGAGAACCCUGCCUGGCUCGUGUGUGGUAACGGGCCACGUUGCCCCGGAAGAAAUGGCCGUCUCUACAAAACUGGCGAUCUUGUACGCUAUAAUCCGGAUGGGUCUUUGACAUUCAUUGGUAGAAAAGACACACAGGUGAAGAUACGUGGGCAGCGUGUUGAGCUCGAUGAAAUAGAGCUUCAUGUCAAGAACACGUUGGAAUAUGAUGAUACGGUCGGACAGACUCAAGUUGUGGCAGAAGUCAUCACUUUACCAGAAACCUGCAAUCAAACUCUUGUUGCUUUCGUCUGCUUGACAACAGUCGACACCGAGCCUAUGGACGAGCAAUCAUGCAACCAAACUGUUUGGCAAGCAACUGCUGGUAUCGAAGAGAGGCUGGCCAGCAGAGUUCCGAUAUACAUGAUCCCCACGGCAUACGUCCCAAUGAGAAGUAUUCCGAUGACUGCUACUGGGAAAACGGACCGGCGACGACUCAGGGAGCUAGGGAUGGAACUAAGCCAACGACAACAACUGACGACUGUGGGCUUCACUCGCGAGUCCGUGCUACCAAUGGAGACGGAAAUGGAACGCAAACUUCAACAGCUAUGGGCAGACGUAUUGAGCAUCGAUGCCGCCAGCAUCAGUGCAGAUGACAGCUUCUUGCGCAUCGGCGGUGACUCGAUCGGGGUCAUGAAGCUAGUUGCUGCUGCUCGUCAGCAGAGCCUCUCACUUUCUGUCGCCGAUGUAUUUCGACAUCCUAGACUUAGGGAGCUAGCAAAGCAGAUGGAGCUAGAUGAUCCCGUUAUAGAAGAACACGUCGCCCCCUUUUCUCUUUUGAAUCCAGGAACCGUGGAAAGCAAGGUUCGUGCUGACGUUGCCGACCUCUGUCGUGUCAGUGUCCACGAGAUAGAAGACGUGCUUCCGUGCACUCCGCUCCAGGAAGGCCUGCUCGCCCUCACAGCCAGGCGGCCAGGCGACUAUGUAGCCGUUGUGGUGCUCGAACUUCAAGAGAAUGUUGACCUUGGUUUAUUCCGUCAAUCGUGGCAGCAAGUCGUUGAAGCUACACCCAUCUUACGAACACGGAUAGUCGACCUGGCUGGGCAGGGUUUCGUACAGGCUGUAUUGCGUGAGCAAACGGACUUUGCACUCUUAGACAAUCUCGAUUCUUACCUCGGCCAAAAUGUCGGACAAUAUAUGGGUGUUGGAACUCGCCUUUGCCAGUUAGCCAUCGCCAACGGUCAGGAUGACAGACGUCGCCAUUUCAUCUUGACCAUCCAUCAUGCUUUAUAUGAUGGCUGGUCGUUGAAACUCAUGUUCCAGGCUGUGAAAGAUCUGUACAUGAAGGCUCCUACGCCGGCUAUGAUUCCAUUUGCAUCAAUGGUUAAAUACAUGGCUGGUGUCGACCAGGAAUCAGCCAUGAAAUACUGGAAGGAAGAAUUUCUCGAAUUAGGGGCUUCUCAAUUCCCGGCGUUACCUUCAGCAACUUACCACCCUCGCUCAAUCAGUCAACUAUCACUGGCCAUUAAAGAUAUCGAAUGGGCGGGCAGUGACUUUACCGCCUCCAAUCUCAUACGCACUGCUUGGUCGAUCCUGGUGGCUAGCUAUACUGGCGAUGCUGAGGUUGUCUUCGGAGCGGUUGUUACCGGGCGCCAAGCUUCAGUUUCGGGCAUCGAGCAGAUUGUAGGCCCUACAAUUGCUACCGUUCCAGUUCGAGUGUCUGUUAACCGGCAAGCGAUGUUGGGACAAAUACUCGAUUCCGUGCAAACAAAAGCUGUAAAUAUGAUUCCAUUUGAGCAGACUGGUUUACAACGAAUUCGUCAGGCUAGCUUAGAAGCCGAGGAAGCCUGCCGCUUCCAAACUCUACUAGUAGUGCAGCCAAAGGGGGAUGAUCAUGAUUUCGGAGACGGCCAUCUUUUCCAACAGCAUACUUCCUCGGCCAACGCAGACGAAGAGCCGGGCUACAAUGCAUUACUUACUUAUGCACUCGUUCUGGAGUGCCAUUUGAGUACGAAUGGCAUGUCGCUACAUGUUGGCUAUGAUCCGCAUGUUCUGGAUGACGAGCACGUACGCCAAAUUGCCAAACAAUUCGAUCAUAUUCUCCAUCAAGUGUGCCUAAAAGAGAAUCAAACCAAAAACCUUGGCGAAAUCUCAACAAUUAAUGAUGAGGAUCUCAACCAAAUCUGGAAGUGGAAUGCGGACGCUCUCCAAGCAGUUGAGACUCCCGCUCAUGAGCUAUUCGCCAAGUUGGCACUUCGCCAGCCAGAUGCAUCCGCUGUAUGCGCUUGGGACGGUGAUCUGACCUAUGGGCAGCUUGAUGAUUUGUCAACACGCUUAGCACAUUAUCUCAUUGAACGAGGUAUAGGGCCAAACACGACGGUUCCGCUAUGCUUUGAGAAAUCUAUGUGGACUUCUGUGGCGAUGAUGGCUGUGAUGCGAACGGGUGCGACAUCUGUUGCUGUUGAUGUCUCUCAGCCUGAGGAACGUCUUCACACAAUCAUACAGCAGGUUUUGCCCACAAUAAUAAUAGCAUCAGAAAUGAACGAAGGCUUAGCAACUAAGCUUAGUCAAGGCGAAUGCCCUUUGGUCGUAGUGAGCAGAAAGAGUAUGCCGCUUUACCCUCUUCGACCUGAGAUCACAUUCUCACAAAUUAACCCGGCGAGUCCGCUUGCUAUUAUUUUCACUUCCGGCAGUACGGGAAAACCCAAAGGCGUAAUCUUGACCUAUUCGAAUGUAGCAACUGCUAUGAAACACCACACCAAAGCUUUUCGCAUUGGCCCAGAUAGCCGCGUGUACGACUUUGCCUCUUAUAGUUUUGACUUUGCCUGGUCCAACUUGUUACUUCCACUCUCUACUGGCGGUUGUGUUUGCGUUCCGUCCGAAGAUCAACGAAAAAAUGAUCUCGGUCAGUCCAUCAAUGACAUGGCAGCAACCUUUGUGUUCUUGACUACAUCAGUAGCUCGAGUUCUUGACCCUUCACGACUGCAAUUACUGCAUACGAUUGCCAUUGGAGGUGAAGCAUCCCAAAAGGCCGACUUUGAGAGGUGGCCUGAUUCCCUUAGCCUCUUACACGUUUACGGUCCGACUGAGUGCACAGUCAUAGCAACCUGUGGUGAGAUCCGAGCAGGACAGGAAAAUACCGAAAGUAUUGGCUGGGGUGUGGGCACCACAACCUGGGUAGUGCAACCAACGAAUAACGACUGCCUAUCGCCUGUCGGUGCAGUAGGAGAACUUUGGUUAGAGGGACCUCUUGUCUCGCCUGGCUAUCUCAACGAACCAGAAAAAACAGCUUUGUCUUUCACCAAAGACGUGCCUUGGCUGCUACGCGGUGGUCCAGGCCGCUCUGGACGCCGUGGCCAUCUUUAUAGAACUGGAGAUCUAGUACGAUACAAUCCAGAUGGAUCUAUAGUAUUCGUUGGACGCAAAGACACCCAAGUCAAGAUUAGAGGCCAGAGAGUAGAACUUGCUGAGGUGGAGGACACUGUUCGGCAGACAUUAAUCGAAACGAGCGAAUUAGCCCGCAUACAAGUGGUGGCCGAGGUCAUCACGCCAAAGGAAAGCUCCCAUGCAACUCUCGUAGUCUUCAUCUGCGACAAAAAUGAUGGCUCCCUCAGUCGGACGAUACACAGCAUUGAUAUCCAAGCGACCAUAGAAGGCCAUCUAGCCGUGAAGUUGCCAAGUUACAUGAUUCCAACAGCAUACAUACCUCUCGAAACUCUCCCAAUGACAGUUACUGGAAAAGCAGAUCGUCGAAAACUGCGGGAAAUUGGCAGCUCACUGACCUUGGAACAAUUAACGAGGUCCAAAUCAUCGGACAGACAAAAUCGGUUGCCAGAGACAGAUACGGAGAGAUGGUUGCACAACGCUUGGGCAACAAUACUUGGUCGUGAUCCUUCAACGAUCAGUAUUGAUGAUCACUUCUUCCAUGCAGGUGGCGAUUCAAUUCACUCUAUGCGGUUGGUACUCUCUGCACGCGAGCAGGGCUACGAUCUGAAAGUCGUUGACAUAUUCCGACACCCAAUUCUUGCCGAUCUAGCCCGGCAUUGCGAAGAGUUACAAGGGGAGACAAGAACUUGUGACCCGCUACCGUUUGUGUCGCUCGAUGUGAAUGAUGUCGAUAGUUUCAUCAUAAUGAACAUAUCGCCUCUCAUUCAAGACCACUAUGCCAAGAUUUCCAACACCCUUCCUGUGUCCGACUUUCAAGCAGCUUGUAUCGAUAGUGCAUUACAACCCGAUUACAGUGGUUGGUUCUAUUUUUACCUCGAUUUCCCAGGGUCUGUUGAUACAGAAAGGUUGAGGAAUAGCUGUCUGCAGCUUACCGAGCAUUUCGACAUUCUUCGCACCGUGUUUAUUCGCUUAGACACGGAGCUAUUACAAGUUGUUUUGGAAGAUCUUAGACCAUCCAUAGACUUGUAUGAAUCAUCUGAUAUGGCUAUUGAAUCUCUGUUCGAACAAAUCUGCCUCGAGUCCAUGAAGCAUCCUGCCGUUCUCGGGACGUUGUUUCUACGUUUCAUCUUUUUGAGAGGUUCUGAUAAUUCUUUCCGUCUUGUUCUCCAACUUUCGCAUGCGCAAUACGAUGGCCUGAGUCUCCCGCAAAUCAUGGCUGCAUUGACCGCUUUCUACAAUGGGCAAACGCUCCCGAAAGCACGCAGUUUCUCAAACUACAUUGCCCAUGUGAAAUCUCAGUCUCAGGGUGAUGACUCCCUCAAUUUCUGGCGGACUCUUUUGAAUGGAUCCAAAAUGACCAUGUUGUCGAAAAAGAGUAUGUCGGCCGCAUUGCCUCAAGAGACUUCGAGCAUUCGAUUAGAAAGGACGAUGCCAGCUUUGCAAUCGCGGAAUGGAGUAACCCCUGCGACUAUUUUCACAGCCUCGUGUGCCAUCAUGCUAAACCGCAUUGUUGGAGUCAACGACGUAGUGUUUGGACGCCUUGUCUCUGGGCGAGCCGGUCUACCUCCUGGUCUACAAGAUCUUGUCGGGCCAUGCAUAAACACUGUUCCUGUGCGAGUGCGUCUGAGUUCUCAGUUGACAAUAGAUGAUGUCAUGCUUGCUAUUCUACAACAACAGAUCGUCGAUGCCACGCCUUAUGACGCCAUAAGCUUCCAUGACAUCGCUCGGCAUUGUACAGACUGGGAUGAAGCUGCAAGAACCUUCCAGGUAACAACUCAUUUCCGAAACAUUGAUGAAAGCCCAGGUGCAGACAUUGCAGGAAGCACUCAACACUUGGGCUAUUUCGACAGGAAAGAUGUGCCACCCGACUUUAGAGGGAUUGACAUUGGUGCAGUGCCCGUGCACGAUGGCAUGAACUUAGUGACAGUUGCAAACUCUAGAUAUUGGGACUUUGAAGCUAUUUCACAAGUUCAAGACGUUUUGUGCGAUAUCUUGCGUUUAUUUUCUGAGGCUUAA